UCCCAGUGUGCAAACAGGAGCAUUAAAUACUCGAAAUAUGAAUUGAAAAGGAUUGGAAAAUAAAUCAAUUACAUAUAUAAUUAUUCGUCAAUUAUCUUCGGCACGAGCUGAACUCGGUCGGUAUUUGAAAAGUUGACCGACUUAAAUAACUUCUGCACAUUUUGCAAUUUGAUACAUCGUUUGGGUGAACUGUGUAUCAAAAUUGAACUUUAUAUGUUCAGUAUGAACCUCGUACCUGACAACAUUAAACAUAAGUGAAAGUAAUAAUUUUUUCUUAAAAAAAGAGGAAAAAGAACUGAAAUAUUUUCAAUUAAAAUAAAAAUCCGAGAAAAAGUGAUUCUGAACUCCAGAGAUUAUGACAAUGGCAGCGGUACAGCGUCAGUUGCCACUAUGAUCUGAUGGUGUGACAGUGAGUCUGACAGUGAUGAGUCAUAGUGAACAUGAUAUACCGCCUCAUCUCCUAAGCUGAGUGAGAUUCUGCUGCGCCAUGAGGCUAGAACUACUCAUCGCUGUGCUGCUCUCAUUGCUGGCGGCGAGUGAAGGUAUCCGCGUGGUGGAGGUGGUCGUGCCUGCGGUGGUGACGGCGGGUCAGGCGGUGGUGCUGGAGUGCCGCUAUGAGGAGGAGGGCGACAAGCUCUACACCCUCAAGUGGUGGCGCGGCGACGACCAGUUCUACCAACUAGUACCACCUAAGCGGUCAUACUACCACGCAUCGGGCGUGUCUGUUAACAUGUCUGCUACUGAACACCUCAAUCCUUACGGGUCCAAGGGCUUGGAGCGAGUGAUGCUGGAACCUGUGAGCCUAGACGCCGCGGGUGUAUACAAGUGCGAGGUCAUGGCUGACCAAACCUUCCACACAGUCUCCCAGCAAGCCAACAUGACUGUUGUUUACGUACCAGACGGGUUGCCCGCGAUGUACGGCAUGGAGGAAGCGCUGCAGGUGCGGUCAGGGCAACGGGUGCUGCUGAACUGCUCCACUCCCCCGGCCUCCCCACCACCCGUCAUCACGUGGCUCGUCAACGGCAAACGGGCCCCCACGGAUUGGUCAGUGUCGUACGCCCCCCAGCUACGCGGGGCCGGCAGCCCCCCGGUGAGGGUUAGCAGCACCCUAGACUUUUACAUCCCCCCUGGUCUGCUCGGGGGCGAUGGUCUACACGUGGACUGUGUUGCUAGGCAGACCUUGUCGGGAUACCACCAGACCACCUCGGUGGUCUUGCCGCAGGAGAGACUAGCCUUCUCCUGGCUCUUCUCCAGUGGCCGGGGCAGCGCAGCGCUGCUGCCGUGCGCUGCGCUGCUCGUCGCCUGCGCUGUGGCGGCGGUGCUGCUGCGCCUCGACUCUGCGCCGGUCAUCGCCGGAGCUCCGGCGGCCAAAUAUUAAGUGUUGAGAAAAAAUAUAAAAAUUUCGUCACCUAAGAUCACUAAUUUGAACAUGCCAAUAUGAACGUUUGCGGGAGACUUAAUUUACCACAUUUAAUCAUCAUUUCCAUUUCUUUGACAUUUUGAAAAAUCGAUUCAAAAGUUAUCGUCAAAGAAUGAAUUCAACAUAAAAUUUUAGAGUUUGGUAUUUGAGGUUAAUUACUUCAAACAUUUUUUCUCUGACUUGAAAGCUGUUUAGAAUGAAUGUAGAAAAAUCUCUCUCGCAGGUUCACGAUGCUACUAACUAUUAUGAAGUUACUUUUAUAUGUAUAUCAUUACCGGUAAGGCAAAUAACUCUUUAAGAGACAUCAGCCUCUACAUUUAACUAAUACAUGGAUGGUUAACGUUUAAUUUAUAAUUGGAAUAUGUAAUAAUGUAACGUUUACUGCUGUAGAUAAUCUACUUGCUCAACAUAUAACAUUCUUAGACUAUUGUGCUAUUGAUACGCAGAGCCAUACAUAACUUCCCGUACAGUUAGGGAGCUAACAUGACUAUGAUGUGUGGAGUGAUGUUCAUCACUACGAUGAGGAAAAUAUUAUGAGAUAUAUAGUGGCGUGCUACACGACGAUGAUGUGAUACAUAAACAUGAGUUACAUGAUGAUGAAGAGUUACAUGAUGAUGUGGUUCAUGGUGAUGAUAAGGCACAAGAUGAUGAGCCGUAGAAUGGUGCGGUGUGAGACAAUGAUGUGCUGCUUGAUGCACUAAAAUCUGCAAUACAUGACCUGUUAUGUGAUGUCUUACGUGAUGAUGUGGUGCAUGACGAUGAUGUCUCACACUAACAUCUUCAUGUUUGUCUGUAAGAAUUUCACCAAUUCAAUACAUUUUAUGAAUAGGAAAAGAGUGACUAAAUAAUCAUGAGGUUAAUCCCUUAAGUAUUUUCUUGAAGUUAACUUAUUGUAUCAAACGUCUAAGUUAGAAGACUUUUAGCGCUGUAUUCAGUGCAUAUUCCAAUAAGUGAUUGCAGACUGUUGAAAUUUGAAUAUAACUGCAAGUGGUUGCACAUACGAAGGAUCAAAAGUACAGAAAAUUCAGCCUAUACGUCAACACUCAAUAGCUAAUAAAUUAUCGAUUUAAGUGUCGUGUACUCAACCGUUUAAAUGAUAGGCUUUUGAAGAUUGCAAUUACAAUUUGGAAGCGUAACUCAGUCCUCGGACUUUUUAAAAUGUGAGGGCCAUAAGAAAAUUGAACUAAAGUACGUAAAAUAUGUAAUUCUUAACUUGUUGGAAUGUCUGUUCUCUGCAAAUACAUUAAUUUGAAUAGAAUACUCAGCGCACGACAGAUAAAAUUUGAAAGAAUAAUACGCCUGCGACAGAUAUACAUUAUACGAAUAAUCAACAUAAAACAGAAAUGAAUAAAACAGAUUAUCUGCGAAUUUAUGGAAGACUGAUUCCGGUUGCAAAACAAGCCCGCGGGGAUAAAUUCUUAUUUAUGAAAUAAAAUAAAAAAAAUUAAAAGUAACAAAAAAUUGAUCCGGAAUUUUAAAAUAUAAUCAUCGUGAAUUCAGCUAUCUUUCGAUAAAUUCAGUCAAAGGGCACAUGAAUGUAAUUGAAGUUUUGUGGGAGGUUCAACUUCCUAAAAUCCGAUAUGAUGUUUUUCUAAAUGAAACCUAAGACAUCAAAUUAUUAAUUUUGAAUUAACAAAAUAAAUAGAAAAGUAUCAUAUAUACACUUCAAUAGUUAAUUCCUGCCAACCACAACCACUUUCAAUGCAGGGAUCUUUUUGAAGGUGAUCAAUCAUGAGAUUUCUCAGAGAAAUUUUGCUAUUUCACUGACCAGAUACGAUGAUCGUUAUAAAUAUACAUAUAUAAAACCAAGUUUUUACAUAUUCUGCGGAUCACUCUGCAUUAUCUCAACUCAAAAAUUGACUAAUCUGAAUAACUAAUCUGAUGAAUAAUCGGAAUAACCUUAUACCAUUUACUGUGAACGGAGUCGUUUUAUAUAUGUCGAGAUUGAUCAUCAAAAUACUAUCAGUAUUUACUAGCGCCGUGUGGCUGUUGUGUGUUAGAAGACAGUAAAUAUAAUUUUAAGUCGCUUACCUUCCUUUAUCACCUUUGUAAAUAACACGCUGCGUUAGACAAUAAUCAUACUCCUCUUCUUAUUUGGCUUUUUCUUGUCCCUAACUUCAAGUUGCCGUGUUUGUCCGAUGAAAGAUCAUUCAAUAAUAUAUCUUGUGUAUUAGUCAACCGUACUUAUCAACCUGUUAGCUUUCCGCACUUGUCAACCGUACUUGUUGACCGCACUGAUUCAUUGUAUCUUUCAUGUGUGUAUUUCAGCUGAACCUGUCAACCGCAGCCGUCAACCAUACCUGUCAAUAGUGCUGUCUAUUAUACCUGCCAGCCGUUCUGUUAACCGAAAGCUGUCAACCGAAUUUGACAGUCGUACUUACCAUUCGCAAUCCUUCUUAUCGGUCAAACUUUAAAGUCCAUAAUGCCAUUCGUGUUUGUUAACCAUAAUUGUCAACUGAAAAUAUCAACUGUAUUUUUUAAUUUUACUUACAAACCGUACUUUACACUCGUACUUAUCAACCGAACAUGACAUUCGUAUAGAAAAUAUUUUCUUGUCAACCAUACUUGCUUGCCAUUUUUAACAAUUGCGUACGAAACAGCCGUACUUUUCAACCGGUAAUUUAAACCAUGCUGGCCAAUUAUUUUUUAAUUUUAUCUGUCAACCGUUCAAAAGCAAUCCUAUAAUAAUCCAUGCAGCGACAUCUCCUACACUUACACUUAACUGAUUUUCCCAAUAAGUCAGAUUUGCCAUAGGUAUUGUAGGGAAAUAAAUAAAAUUAAUGAAAUGACUGAACUGUCUGAACGUACAAUUUAUGAAGAGUUUAUAUUACAGGCCUUAUGUGGAUUUGAAAGACAAAAUCGAUGAAAUAUUUCGCAUAUAGUAAGAUUUAUUAUCAUAAUUUGGCGAAUGAUAUUCCAUGAACAUAAAGAAUAUAUUUACCGCAACUGAAUAUUAGUUUGAUUUAUUUAUGUGAUUCAAAUGCCACUGGAAGAAACAUCCCACAAGUAACUCUACGGACUCUUGUCCCAGUAUUUAAUUAUCUCUCUGGUGUUCCCGACUGGCCAUAGGUUCGUAACCUCUUCCUAAUUCAGCAUCAUGAGGUUUCGGAAAGUCAUCAU
Messenger RNA from Hyalella azteca, 4540 nucleotides. RefSeq lists its product as uncharacterized. NCBI's taxonomy places the organism in Eukaryota, Metazoa, Arthropoda, Malacostraca, Amphipoda, Hyalellidae. The record is from RefSeq and is a predicted model, not a curated record. Bases 488 to 1378 code for a protein of 296 amino acids. The transcript is spliced from 6 exons.